UAUGUUAUCUUUGAUUGUGCAUGUGGUGAUGUUGAUAUUUUUCGGUUUGUUUUAAGGUUAGGUUGUAUGUACCGAACUGCUUGUCGAUGAUUGCACUAAAUUAAGUAUAUGAUGUACAGUAUGUUAUAAGGCGAGAAAAAAUGGGUGAUUUGAAAGGACAAGGGUUUUUAAAUGACCGGGAUUGCAGUCAAAAUAAAAUCUCCGAACCUAUAAAGCCUUUAGAAGAAAAAUGGAAGUUAGUUCCAGCUUUUCUGAAAGUAAAAGGCUUGGUCAAACAGCAUAUUGAUUCUUUCAAUUACUUCAUCAAUGUAGAGAUAAAGAAAAUCGUUAAAGCCAACGAAAAAGUUAUCAGUGAUGCAGAUCCCUUAUUUUAUGUGAAAUACCUGAACGUGUCAGUUGGCACUCCAAAUGUCGAAGAAGGGUUCAACAUCACUAAGUCAACCACACCACACGAGUGUCGCCUGAGGGACCUGACAUACUCGGCGCCCAUAACGGUGGACAUAGAGUACACGCGAGGAAACCAGAGGGUGGUUCGCAACGACCUGCUGAUCGGUCGAAUGCCCAUCAUGUUGCAGAGCUCGAACUGUGUGCUUUCAGGCAAGUCGCAGUUUGAACUCGCGAAAAUGAACGAAUGCCCUCUAGACCCGGGAGGCUACUUUAUCGUCAAAGGCCAUGAGAAAGUAAUCUUGAUUCAAGAGCAGUUGUCACGCAAUCGAAUGAUCGUGGAGGAGGAUCGUAAAGGUGGCAUUCAGUGCCAAGUGACCAGUAGUACUCAUGAGAAGAAGUCUCGAACAAACCUUAUCGUGAAGAAUGGCAAGUACUACUUGAAGCACAAUACUUUUCAAGAUGAUGUGCCUGUUGUGAUAGUGUUCAAAGCCAUGGGUGUAGUGUCAGAUCAAGAGGUGGUGCAGAUGGUGGGCACAGAAGACAGAGUGUUACAGAGUUUCGCACCGUCUCUGGAAGAAUGCCACAAGGCAGGAGUUUUCACGCAGUUACAGGCUCUUAAGUACAUGAGCUCCAAAAUAAAAAGCAAGAGGUUCUUUACAGCAGGUGCAGCCAAGAAAAGUCCAGUAGAUGAUGCCAGAGAUAUUUUAGCUACUCUUGUGUUAGCUCAUGUGCCUGUGGAAAACUUUAAUUUCAAAAUCAAAGCUACCUAUAUGGCAUUAAUGGUGCGGAGAGUUAUUCAGGCACAAGGUGAUACCAAAAUAAUUGACGAUAGGGAUUACUAUGGAAAUAAGAGACUUGAAUUGGCAGGUUCUUUGUUAGCUUUGAUGUUCGAAGAUUUGUUAAAGCGUUUUAACUGGGAUUUAAAGAUGAUUGCAGACAAGAACAUUCCGAAGAUCAAAGCUGCCCAGUUUGACGUGGUGAAACACAUGAGACAAGACCAGAUCACCAAUGGACUCAUUCACGCAAUCUCCACUGGUAACUGGACCAUCAAGCGGUUCAGGAUGGAGCGACAGGGUGUGACGCAAGUCCUCUCCAGGUUAUCGUACAUCUCCGCUUUGGGAAUGAUGACUCGAGUGAACUCUCAGUUUGAAAAGACAAGGAAGGUGUCCGGGCCCAGAUCGUUGCAGCCGUCGCAGUGGGGUAUGCUGUGCCCCUCCGACACUCCAGAGGGAGAAGCUUGUGGUCUGGUGAAGAACCUUGCGCUCAUGACGCACAUAACCACGGAGGUGGAGGAAGCACCGAUCAUCAGACUGGCCUUCAAUGUCGGUGUUGAGGACGUGAACUUACUGGGCGGAGAGGAAAUCAACAGCCCACAAGUGUAUCUGGUGUUCCUGAAUGGCAACAUCCUCGGGGUGAUCAGGGAUUACAUCCGCUUGGUGAACGUCUUCCGAAUGAUGCGUCGGCGAGGGUUCAUAAAUGGCUUCAUAUCCAUCUACCCGCAACAUCAACACAGAUGCGUGUACAUCAGCUCGGAUGGUGGUCGCUUGUGCAGGCCUUACAUAAUUGUGAGCAAGGGCAGACCACUGGUAAAACAGCAACACAUAGACGAGCUGCUGCGUGGCGUGCGAGGCUUUCAGGACUUCCUCAACGAUGGCUUGAUAGAAUACCUCGAUGUGAACGAAGAGAACGACAGCCACAUAGCAUUGACGGAAGCUACAAUCGAGCCUGUGACAACACAUCUCGAGAUAGAAGCGUUCACUCUUCUAGGGGUGUGUGCUGGCUUGGUUCCUUAUCCUCACCAUAACCAAAGCCCGAGGAACACAUAUCAGUGUGCUAUGGGUAAACAAGCUAUGGGCACUAUUGGCUAUAACCAGAGGAAUAGAAUAGAUACGCUUCUUUACAACUUGGUGUACCCUCAAGCUCCAAUGGUGAAAUCUCGCACCAUAGAACUCAUAAACUUUGAUAAGCUCCCUGCGGGGCAGAAUGCUACAGUUGCAGUAAUGAGCUACAGUGGCUAUGAUAUCGAAGACGCCCUCAUUCUAAACAAGGCGUCAAUAGAUAGGGGUUACGGUCGAUGUCUCGUUUACAGGAAUGCAAAAUGCACGUUGAAAAAGUACGCCAACCAGACGUUCGAUAGGAUUCUGGGUCCGCUGAUAGACGCACAGACCAUGAAGCCUGCGUGGAAACACGACAUUCUGGACACGGACGGCAUAGCCAUGCCGGGGGAGAAGGUGGAGAACAGGCAGGUGAUGGUGAACAAGUCGAUGCCGACGGUGACGUCCAACCCCAUCAACCCUCUGCAGGCGCAGACGGAGUACCGCGAGGUGCCGGUGGCGUUCAAGGGCCCGGUGCCCGCGUACGUGGAGAAGGUGAUGGUGUCGUCCAACAACGAGGACGCCUCCCUCAUCAAGCUGCUGCUGCGGCAGACACGGCGGCCGGAGAUCGGAGACAAGUUCAGCAGCCGGCACGGUCAGAAGGGCGUGACGGGGCUCAUCGUGGAGCAGGAGGACAUGCCGUUCAACGACUCGGGGAUAUGCCCCGACAUGAUCAUGAACCCUCACGGCUUCCCGUCGCGCAUGACCGUGGGCAAGCUCAUCGAGCUCUUGGCGGGCAAGGCAGGCCUGCUGGAGGGAAAGUUCCACUACGGCACGGCGUUCGGGGGCUCCCGGGUGUCGGACGUGUGCGAGGAGCUGCACAAGCACGGCUUCAACUACCAGGGCAAGGACUGCUUCUACUCGGGCCUGACUGGGGAGCCGCUGCAGGCCUACAUCUACUCGGGGCCCGUCUACUACCAGAAGCUGAAGCACAUGGUGCAGGACAAGAUGCACGCGCGGUCGCGGGGACCCCGCGCCGUGCUGACUCGCCAGCCCACGGAGGGGCGCAGCCGGGAGGGCGGCCUGCGCCUGGGGGAGAUGGAGCGCGAUUGCCUGAUCGGCUACGGAGCCAGCAUGAUGCUGGUUGAGCGGCUGAUGAUCUCGAGCGAUGCGUUCGACGUGGACGUGUGCAACAAGUGCGGGCUGCUGGCGUACUCUGGCUGGUGUCACGGCUGCCGUUCGAGCGGCUCCGUGUCGACCAUCAGCCUGCCGUACGCCUGCAAGCUGCUGUUCCAGGAGCUGCAGUCCAUGAACAUCGUGCCGCGCCUCACGCUCAAGAACUACUGCGACUGACGGCCACACACUGGCGUGUUUCUCCAAGUACUGUGCCUCUCGUGGCAUGUCACUACGCUAGUGCAUUUGUUCAAAUGGAAGUAAUGGAGUAAAAUGAAACUUUGUAAAAUGCUGCAUAAUAUGCAAUAUCAUUGUACACACAAAUUGUAAAUAACUACAGACAUUAGGGUUAUUCACAGCCACUUUUUGCUUUGAAUUAGUUUUUUGAGAUGAGUGAUGUCUUUUGCGCUAUUAUUUAGCAAACUGCAUGUAUUUUGAAAUGUAUGUAUUUACUUCUA
This is a messenger RNA of Bacillus rossius redtenbacheri, 3832 nucleotides long. It is a transcript of the gene RpIII128, whose product is annotated as DNA-directed RNA polymerase III subunit RPC2. Gene Ontology annotation, cellular component: RNA polymerase III complex. Lineage: Eukaryota; Metazoa; Arthropoda; Insecta; Phasmatodea; Bacillidae. Gene Ontology annotation, molecular function: ribonucleoside binding; DNA binding. Bases 141 to 3554 code for a protein of 1137 amino acids. The transcript has a single exon. Gene Ontology annotation, biological process: DNA-templated transcription. The record is from RefSeq and is a predicted model, not a curated record.